AUCCCCUUUCCCGAUGGAGAACGAAAUUGAGUGUGAGUUUGGCAUUUGCGAUCGUCGUUCACAUCGAUUUCGUAAUCGUGUCGCGAACGUUAUGGUUGGAGAUUUUGCUUCGUCCGCGGGGUCGCUUUGUGGUGUCGUUCCAAGCUCGAACAAUUAGAAUUACUUAUGAUCUUGGACCACCCGGUCGGCGACUCUCUGCGAUAAUAAGCUCUCUUCAAAUCCUCAGUAAAAGUACGCCAAACCCGAAGUGAAAAAAAAAAGUGACGUCGACAAGAACUGCAAGCAUGGUGAUUCAUCCUUCCCUCGGACUCAAUUGGUCGUCUUUCACGGCGUCCGAUUCAGCAGAAGUUUGUGGUCCUCCAGGGACAACUUUUACGAAAGCAACAUCAUCUUUGAUUUUUGCAGCUUCGCGCGGAGCUGGACCUCAACAACGUGAUGCCUGGACAAGCGGAAUUCUUGCGAGGUGGGUCGAAGAAACGUUUCUGAACACUCGGAGUUUGAAAAACGUCACAUCUUCCCGCUCCUCCCCCACCGCCGUUGGGAACAGCAGUGCGAGGAUGAUGACAAGCUUCAAAGACAAAGGCUUCCCCCUUGCCCCGGAGAAGACGAAUAAGUCCCCGCGGGAAAAGCUCGACGACGCCCUCAAUGCAAACGGCUCCCGCAAGGACCCACUCUGGUUCCAGGAUAUCCUGUGCAAAAGUAUCGUAUUCGUAUGGCAAUCAUGCAUUACAAAUCCUUAUCUGAAGGUAAAUCCGCAUUACAAAUUUUAUCUCUCAUGCUGAGGAAAUGGAAAUUUGUAAUGCAUUUAUACAUGUGCGAUGGGAUGCUUUUGCACUGCAUACAGGAUGGCAAGCACCCGUUCUUCACGGAGGAGAACUACGGGUACCUCCCACCCGUAGUGGAGAAAAAGAAACUCCGCGCCGCAGACGGAAAAUCGCUCGACCCGCCGAAAGACUUUGAUAAGCUGCGGGAAAACGCGUUUGUCGAGUCCACUGGGAAGAAAUCUGGGCCUCUACAACCCCCACCAACCGUCCCAGCAGUCGGCGGCGCGAAAGCCCUUCGAGCAGAUUCCAACAGCGGCGCGGGAAAGUUGGCGAAGGGCGCCGGCGUUGGGGUGGAUUUUAACCGGGACACGCUUUCCGAAGACGAAGACGACGGGGACAACACGAUCGACGAAGACGUGUUUGAAAUGAACGAUGAGACACCGGAACCCGCUCUGGAAACCAUGUCUUUGGACGGCUCCCAGCUGAGUGAGGAGCUGGUGAAGAUGAACUACGAUGCGACGCACGCGACGCAGAAAAAGGCGUUGGUCCACGACUUUUACCCCGAAAACCGCAGUCCGGUUGGGGGCUACUGCCCCCCGGGGCACCCGUCCUGCAUGACCGAGGGUGCGGUGGGGUAUGAUUUAGCGGAGGAAAUGGAGCGCACGGAGUCGGAAGCGGUUGAGGGGCCGGAUGGAGAGCUGUUGUUGAAGCCGGCGGAGUUGAAAGCAGGAGUGGAGAUGUGAUAUUUACUAGAAACUUCGCGAGGAGGUCAUCGUAGUACAGCUCGUUGUUUUCUUGGAGCUGGUGGUUGUAUGCUGUGCGAAUAGAAUGUAGUUUUUUCUUGAGAUGAAGAUGAACGCCCUCACGUCCUCGCGUCGGAUCAAGCCGGGCGCUUUCAGUGCUUGAAUUUCAAAGAAAGAAAAGCAGGAUGAACACCUCCACGAAAAGGAAAAACGCAUGUUGCUUUGGUGCAUAUAGUUUUGUCGUGCGCUCUGAGAAGCAGAAGUGCGAGUUCCUCGCUACAGGUAGC
Amoebophrya sp. A120 is the source of this 1794-nucleotide messenger RNA. The record is from the annotation of a GenBank genome assembly. Lineage: Eukaryota; Dinophyceae; Syndiniales; Amoebophryaceae.